AUGGGUGUAUCGCAUCAGCAACAAACAACAAUAUUACACACGUGUCUUUUUGGCGCUAUCAAGGUUUAUCCAUCGCUCAAGGCAUUCGACAUCAAGUAUCGCUCCUUUCCUUUGGAGAAAAGAUUACGUAUCAGCAUUGGUCAUUGUAUCGACAUCGUUGAAGCAAGGAAAUUGGUUUUGGUUGCUGGGGGCAUCAAACAUCGUGGAUUCUCAUAUGACACAGGCUAA
Lichtheimia ornata is the source of this 228-nucleotide messenger RNA. RefSeq lists its product as uncharacterized. The record is from RefSeq and is a predicted model, not a curated record. Lineage: Eukaryota; Fungi; Mucoromycota; Mucoromycetes; Mucorales; Lichtheimiaceae. The transcript has a single exon. Bases 1 to 228 code for a protein of 75 amino acids.